CGCGGCCGCCCGCCUCCGCCGCGGGGCAGAGCCCACCGUGAGCCGCGCGCGCGUCCAGGAGCCAGCCGAGCCGGGGCGCGGGGGCAGAAGCGUUUUUGGGGGGACGGCAUGAAGCCCGCCAUGGAAAGUGCCGCCGAGGAAAGCGCCGAACAAAGCCGGGACAGAAAAGUGAACAGCAGAGCUGAAAUGGAAAUUGGCAGGUACCACUGGAUGUACCCAGGCUCAAAGAACCACCAGUACCAUCCCGUGCCAACCCUGGGGGACAGGGCAGGCCCCUUGAGCAGUCCAGGCUGCUUUGAAUGCUGCAUCAAGUGUCUGGGAGGAGUCCCCUAUGCCUCUCUGGUGGCCACCAUCCUCUGCUUCUCCGGGGUCGCCUUGUUCUGUGGCUGUGGGCACGUGGCCCUCGCGGGCACCGUGGCGAUUCUUGAGCAGCACUUCUCCACCAACGCCAGUGACCAUGCUUUGCUGAGUGAGGUAAUACAGCUGAUGCAGUAUGUCAUCUACGGGAUCGCGUCCUUCUUCUUCCUGUAUGGGAUCAUUCUGUUGGCGGAAGGCUUCUACACCACGAGUGCAGUGAAGGAGCUGCAUGGCGAGUUUAAAACAACUGCCUGUGGCCGAUGCAUCAGCGGGAUGUUCGUGUUCCUCACCUAUGUGCUGGGAGUGGCCUGGUUGGGCGUGUUCGGUUUCUCUGCGGUACCCGUGUUCAUGUUCUACAACAUAUGGUCAACUUGUGAAGUCAUCAAGUCCCCCCAGACCAACGGCACAGCUGGUGUGGAGCAGAUCUGCGUGGAUAUCCGGCAGUACGGUAUCAUUCCUUGGAAUGCUUUCCCAGGGAAAAUAUGUGGCUCUGCCCUCGAGAACAUCUGCAACACCAAUGAGUUCUACAUGUCCUAUCACCUGUUCAUUGUGGCCUGUGCCGGAGCUGGUGCCACCGUCAUUGCCCUGCUGAUCUACAUGAUGGCUACUACCUAUAACUAUGCCGUUUUGAAGUUUAAGAGUCGGGAAGAUUGCUGCACUAAAUUCUAAAUUGCUUAAGGCCAACCAGGAGCUUUAGAGAGCUCUACUCGGUAGCCCGAAAUCUCACUGACACCCCAGACUAAAGCUGAGUCUAGGUUGCUGCAGUUUUGUGACAGUAAUUUGUAAAUAGCUUUAGUCCACUCAUUUUGCUUUGUAGAUUAAUAAGAUGACUUACCCUGAGUGAAUUACAAAAUGAUGAGUUCUGGCUAUUUCCACGUUGUGAAAACGAUUCAGUUAUGUACUGACAUUGGUGAGCAUCCGUUAAAAAAUAACUUUCUUGAACUUUGAGCGGUAUCUCUAAAUGAAGUGUUAAAACUUUGUAACACCUGCCUUGUCCGUUACUUUUGCUUGCUUGAUAACCAAUACCAGUGCUGGAGAGCAGAUGGCAGAGAGAUGUUUUCAUCUGGAUUUUGUUUUCUUAGACUCUGGAAAAAAAAAGGCAAACAUAUUUUAAAUUUGACUAAAAAUCGUUUUCGGAUUACAUGGCUCACUACCAAAUAAAUGCCCCUCCAAGUAGGCUGCUAGCUAGAGGACAAUGUGAAGAAAAAUAAAGGGCACCCAGUUGUUUUCUAUGAGACCAGGACCUGAAUGUGGGGCAUGUGUUCUCUCAGCACAACACAGUCCCUCCUUUCAGAGCCACACCAUCAGUAACCUUGCGUUGUCGCUUUUUGGUGCAGAGUCCCUGAUUCCUCAGAGCCAGGUCUCCAACCGCACACGUCAGGUUUUAAGGGAAACGGAAAUUGUGCCUGGAUCUGAAAGUCUCAAAUAUGUUGAAAAGGAAAUAUGAGGAACUGGAGAUGUAGAUUUUGCAGGAAAGAUGAGGAAAAUAAGCAGGAAAGAAGUGUUGGUACAUCAACUGUAAAGAAGAAGGAUUUGUACAUUUUCUGAAAUGCACUAAUGGCAGUUAGAGAACAAAAACUGGAGUUUCACUACUAAAAAUGUGUUAACACAGACUGUGUGCUUUGCUUAGAGGUCUUGAAAUUGUGGUCUUGACAUUCACGUAAUUUUGCCAUGUUAAAUACAUGGUUUAUAUUCGUUACUCAAAAUAAGUAUUAUUCACUUCUAGACCUUUGGGGAAUUGAUUUUUAUCCACAGAGAGGAAAGAUCUUUGCACCACACUGAUUUUAAAAGAAGCACACAAUGUGUUUCUGAACGUCUGCGUUAGUUAAAAUUACUCCCAAAAUGGUAAAAAACAAAAACAAAAAAACAUCCUCUCCUAUUUCAUUUUUGCUUUUUCUUAACAAUAACUUUGGCCAUUUUUUUCAGUUCAUUAUGUUUGUAUACUAACUUUUCUUCAGCCUUUUUACUCUUAAGCAUACUAGUAGAGCAUGCUUCCAGUAUCUGAUGGCUCUGACAGCAGAACGAGUAUUAAUACAGAAUAACCCUCUCUCCCUUUUGACAGUAAAGACCGUCUAAUCUGCCUAGCAGCUUGCUUUGCCUUCUGACAUGCUCACUAGCCAUCAUGCUCACCCUUCUUUUCCAGAUCCACUUCCUCAUGAUACUGUCUUCUAACUGGGCUUACUUAAAGGAUGCAAGCAAAAUGCAGGCUUACCAGGAUAUCAAAGCAAAGGAAGAACAGGAACUGCAAGAUAUCCAGUCUCGGUCAAAAGAACAACUCAAUUCUUACACAUAAAUGUUUGCCAGAGUGUUACGGCCGACGAAUUUACAGCUCUGACAACUCAUCAGACAGCUGCUCUGCAGUACAGAUGUGUACCCCACCAAACAAACAAAUGUAGAAGUACAAACACUUCACUGUCUGUCUCAAGCUGCUGGGAUGUAUUUCUAGGAAAACAUUCCAGUAGGUCAAUCUUUUUCUUUAGAGCAGAUAUUGGAGGUUUCAUGUUAGCCAUUUUAAAAGGCAACACUUUGACAAAAUGAUUGUUGAUCUUUCUGAAAUUUGUGGCAUGUUCACGUUUAUUGGUAGAGCGAUCCUACCAAGAGGGGCGAUGGGAAUAUGGCAUACUCCUUGAGAGGGACUGAGGAUGUGCCAGCAUCAAGGAAUGUGACCAUCAAUUCACAUAUGCCAUCCGUCCUCAAGUAAAUUUACCUAUAUAGGGAAUAAAAUGGAAUGGGGGGUGGGGGUUCCAUUUCUGACAGCUGACAUUUAUUAAACUUUGGCUCAAAGAUCAUGUGAUUCUUAACAAUUGGCUUUUUAAAAAAAUUAACUGACUUCUCUGUUCUUCAAGUCCAGGACACAUUAGUCUCCUGAUCCAAUCAGAAAUCUGUUUUUAAAUAAUGCUAAAAGGAGCUACUAUAAAUCUACUACACCUACCAUUGAAGAAGCUGGAUUCUGAUUCAUUGACAAGCUUUCCAAAAUCAAUUUUAUAAUAGAUUUCCUUGAAUAAAAUGGCCCAGUUGUCAUUCUUCUUCCUGGGAAAUAAAUGUCAGCUCUGCCUUAAUAAGUAUUUGUUUUAAAUUUCUAAGAACUUAUUUUACAACAGGAGACCCAAAAUCCUUCAUAGACUUUUGUUCCACAAAUGUUUUUCUUAAUUAAGAAGUGUUACCUUAUUAAAAUGACCACCAUUCUAAACCAUUUUUAUGUGGUCUGAAUAGCAAGUUUACAGUUUCGUACCAACUAUCUAAAAACCUAAUUUACAAAUAGACCACAGACCUCCUCCUACUUUUAUAGACUUGAAUACUUAAGUAAUUUAAAUUAGAGUUGGUUGGUAUUUAUUUCAUUUUUUAAAUCUAAAUCUUUCCUGGAAUAAUACAAGAUCAAUGUUCAGCAAAAAACACCUGCUUGAGUUUAAGCCAUUUUCAAAAGAAACUUGCCUUCUAAAUCAUUGUGUUCCAGAACAUUAAGUGAUUAUAGGUAUUGGGUAUUAGUGAUGGUAAACUUUGUGUUGUUCUUUAUGAAAUGAUACAUAUAACUGUUGGGUGCAUCAGUGCUUUUUAAAAGGGGCUGCAUAAUAUAGGGUUAACUAUGUAUAUUCAUGUUAAGAAUUAACUUGUGGUUUGGCUGUUUCCUGGAUUUUAAAACAUAUACAUGUGCAGAAAUGUAUUAAAAUGAAAGGAAGCAUACCUUUAUCAAGAUGCUAUUAAAAUUGAACAUCAAGUAUAAUAUUUCAUUUGGAUUCUUUUUGUUGUUAAUGCCUAAAAAUGCCUAUUUGGAUCUUCACCUUUUUUUUUUUUUUUUUUAAUUGGGAGAAGCUCUCUUCUGUGUAGAACAGUUGUUCCAGAAUAGCUUGUUUUGUUUUCCUGUUGCAUGACAGACUUAAAUAUUUUUUUCCAGCAGUGGAGGUGCUGUUAGAGUCCAGUGUUCUAGAAGAGGCAGUGUCUCAAGCCUAAUUUUACUUUUCUAAUUCUGGUAGCUAUUACCAGGAAUUUCUGAAAGUUUUGUUUAAGUAGUCUAAUAUUUUUUAUGUAAAGAGCAUUAAAUUUUGCUAUGUAUAAAUUUUUGUAACCUAACAGUGAAUCAAUAUUUUCUAUCAGUGCCAAGGGCUUCCUGUAGUUCUAUUCAAGUGUUACAAUAAAUAUUUGUAGAUAAUAGUCAUUACUUGUGUAUGCUUAUUUUAAAGAUCUAUUUAGGUGGAAAUAGUUGUGGAUGUACUAAGAGUAAUGCAAUAAAAGUAUAGCUUCACUCACUUGCCUUUUUACCAUACAUAAA
Molecule: messenger RNA, 4624 nt
Organism: Canis lupus familiaris (dog)
Lineage: Eukaryota; Metazoa; Chordata; Mammalia; Carnivora; Canidae
Gene: GPM6B
Product: glycoprotein M6B
Exons: 8
Coding region: 109-1026 (305 amino acids)
Biological process (GO): axon development; central nervous system myelination
Cellular component (GO): plasma membrane; myelin sheath
Molecular function (GO): structural constituent of myelin sheath
Source: RefSeq, a predicted model, not a curated record